Mesorhabditis belari is the source of this 831-nucleotide messenger RNA. Lineage: Eukaryota; Metazoa; Nematoda; Chromadorea; Rhabditida; Rhabditidae. The record is from the annotation of a GenBank genome assembly.
AUGAUUCUCUUUUUGCUUUUAAAUCUCUGCCUGAUCACAUCGGCACUCGACUUUCCUGACAUCGACAGCAAGGUAAUCACACCGCUCGGUGGCCACAACGUGACAACGGAAAGGCUAAAUCAAGGCUUCGGAGUGGAGUUCUGUUUGAUAGGAAAGACGGGCAUCACGAUCACCCAAUAUAUUCUCUGCGAUGUACUCAGAGAGUACAAGGGUAUUCCCUAUGUGCCACAAUACAAACGACAGCUUCACUACAAAAAUGAAUGCCGAGAACACAAAAACUAUCGCUUUAUCCGAGGAUCAACAUGGGCGCGUCCAACUUCUGAACCUGUUGUGCGUUUCACUCUGGUUCGCGAGCCGCUUGACCGUUUCAUAUCACUCUACGGAUUCGUAUGCAAAUACCGAUCCGAAUGCCCAGCGGAAAUCCGGAACAUUCAUCGUUUUGCUCGCUGGCUCUAUCACAAGCAAAAGAUGGCACUUGCCGGCAAGCGAUUCCCGUCUGAACGUCUUGAAGACAUUUUGGCACAUUCUUGGCCUCAAACAAGUUUUUGUGGCCUAAAAGAUAAGAUGAGCGAUCUUACCUUUGUGCAUCACUCGACGAAUCGAACAAAGAUGCAAGACGAGAUGAUGAGCGUUUUCGAUAAAGCUCAUGUCCCCGCGGAAGUCGCCAAAAAAGCACUCGCUCAUUUGACUCGAUCGAGCACGGCUCACGCUGGAAAGAGCGAGAGCAAGCGGGCACUACUCGAGGAGAUCAAAGGGAACGCCGACACAAUGCGCUACAUCAACGCCAUGUAUCACGAGGAUUUCGAGUUCUUGAAGACACACACUUUUACU